Molecule: messenger RNA, 1007 nt
Organism: Nasonia vitripennis (jewel wasp)
Lineage: Eukaryota; Metazoa; Arthropoda; Insecta; Hymenoptera; Pteromalidae
Exons: 2
Coding region: 551-988 (145 amino acids)
Source: RefSeq, a predicted model, not a curated record
AUGGACUUCAAUUUUAAUUGAGGAUGUAAAAUUACUUGACUUUUUUCUUAUAUUUCAUAUCAGCAGUAGUGAGUUUUAAGAUUUAUUUAGAAAUGAAAUAAUGCAGGAUACAGACAUCAUAUUGAUUUUCUUAAUAAAAUAAAUACUUAGGUGAAAACGAAAUGGUAUUUACUUUGUCAAUAAUAAUUUUCUGAAGGGGUAUAAAAUUUAUUAAAUAACUACAACCUACAAUUAUUUAAGAGCUAAAAUAAUGUUACUCAAUAUAGAACACUCAUAUUUAUGUCAAUUAAUAUGGAAUCAUCCUAAUGAGCAAAAUUGUAUUCUCGACUGUAGUUGUAAAUGAUGUAAAAAGAAAGAAUGCACUUUCUGAAAGACAUACACAGUAUCUAAGAAACCAACUAACCAAAUCAUUUUUUCCAAAAUAUAAACUAAAAUGGCAAGAUGUUUCUCGAAAGAAAGAUGUUUUUAAAUCGAAUUUUAUGAAAAUUGUUGUGUGAUUCAGUUACUUGACGAAGCUUCAACGUCAAAUAUAAAUACUUCAACAUCAAAUAUGAAUACUUCAAUAUCAAUCAUGAAUAAUGAAGCUUUAACAUUGUUUACUAGUAAUAAUUCACGUACUUCUGAAAAAUUUUCUAAUGUUCGUAAUAUAGGUCGACCUCGACGACAGAAGAAGCAAUGGUUAGUGCUGAGACUUUCAGGAACAAUUUACAGAUCAAUUAUCGACUUAGAGGAGGAAAUUGCUUGUCCCACUCUCAAUGCUGUUUGCAAAAACAACGACGAAGUUCACUGUACGAAUCAUAAAUUAUGUUCCAAGGAUUCCGUAUGCGCUAUCAAAAAUGCAUUCGCACUAAGGAAAUGGCUUAAAGAACAGGAGAGAACUUGCUUGAAGGAGUCGAUGAGGUUAAUAGCGACGCAUUCGAAUCCAGAUUCUGCAGUAGAGAUGCGAAUGCGGAAUUUUACUUAUCAAUGUAUAAUUGAUAGUAAAUAAAUAUCAAUACAUUUUUUAA